Molecule: messenger RNA, 1248 nt
Organism: Suillus plorans
Lineage: Eukaryota; Fungi; Basidiomycota; Agaricomycetes; Boletales; Suillaceae
Product: ribonuclease H-like protein
Exons: 1
Source: RefSeq, a predicted model, not a curated record
GACCAUGUCUCCGGAGGCGUCAUUUGGUUCGGAGACAACGACCCCCGCAACAAGUUAGUGAAACUGCCGGGUGAGCUGGCUAACCCCGGAGCAGGUGAGAUCGGUGCCCUUCUCCACGCCAUCGAUACUCUGCCGCUAAACGCUCCCAUCCACGUCUCCACCAAGACACAUAAGCUAGGAAAGGACCUAUCUGUGCACCUCUCCAAUCUUGAAGACCAAAACUGGAGUACCCACCCUAACGGCGUCAUCAUGAAAGUGCUGACGGCAAAACUGAGGUCACGAAGUGCACUCACCACAUUCUCCAAAUGGGACCACAACACCCCGAAACCAAUAUCCAACAAAAUCCGUAUGUUGGCAGACGAAAGUAUACAAAAAGAACAACACGACACCAUCCCGACUGAAAUUGAGAACUCGCUAAACCUUACCGGUAUGAAAUUGACCGCAGGCUCCCAGAAAAACUUCUACAAAAAUAUCAGACAAACUCGUCGAUCGAAGAAACAACGGAGACGCACCACGAUGAACCUAGCGAUGGCCAUCCACGCUGCACGAGAGAUAUCCGGGCUAACCCCAUCCAGUGAAAAAGUAUGGGCUUCUAUAAGAGAUAGGGACACACCUAAGAACAUCCGGGGUUUCCUCUGGAAGUGCUUACAUGAUGCCUAUAAAAUCGGCGAAUUCUGGGACAAGAUCCCACACUACGAACAUAGAGGAAUAUGCGGGAUUUGCAACUCACUAGAAACUAUGGAACAUAUCCUCAUCGGCUGUGAGUCUGUAGCGUCUCGCACCAUCUGGCAAGCGGCCGAAGACCUCUGGUGUAAGAGAGAGGACAGUUGGCCGGAAAUCCGCUUCGGUACAAUCCUGAGCUGUAAUCUAGCCAACCUGAAUCACAACAAUGAUAAGUCGACUACAGGAAAGAACAGACUGUUCAAAAUAUUAGUAUUGGAGUCCGCACAUCUCAUCUGGAAGCUCCGGUGCGAGAGAACCAUCAAAUUCGAAGGUGUAAAGGAGAAAUUCCACUCGGAAAAUGAGAUCUAUAACAGAUGGGUCCAUGCCAUCAACACGAGGCUGAAAUUUGAUCGAUUGCUCACCGACUCUAUGAGAUACGGGAAGAAAGCGCUCAAAACGGAGACGGUUCUAAAGACCUGGAGCGGUGUAUUACUAAAUGAGGAGAAUCUCCCGGACAACUGGGUCCAUAAAUCAGGGGUUUUAGUGGGUAUGGCGCCCCGCCGUCCUCCGGGAAGGCUUAGGUAA